Messenger RNA from Rotaria sordida, 870 nucleotides. The record is from the annotation of a GenBank genome assembly. Lineage: Eukaryota; Metazoa; Rotifera; Eurotatoria; Philodinida; Philodinidae.
AUGGCAGCAGCAUCUAUAACAAUGUUAUUUAAUUUGUCUUUGGGUAUUGGAACAACUCUAUUUUUACUUAAUCCAAGACAUUUUCAUGUAUUAUCACCAACUUUUUCACGAACAAAUACAUAUAUACUUCAAUGUACUUCGAUGAUAUAUCGUUGGUGUUUAGUUGCAGCAAGUUUUGAUCGAUAUGCUAUAACAUCAACCGAUUUAAAUUUAAGAAAUUUUGCUAGAAUGCAUAUAGCUCGUCGUACUAUUCUUAUGAUUGUAAUUAUUUGGUUUGUAUUACCUAUACAUAAUCUUAUCUAUAAUACGGGAAAUGUAAAUGCAAGUAAUCUAUCUUAUCAUGCUCCUUUAUUAUACUAUCAUAGUAUUUUUACACUUACAGCUGGAUGUCUUCUUCCAGCAUCAAUUAUGAUUAUUUGUGCAUUUUUAACUCAUCAUAAUCUUGUACUUAAACGAAAACGUCGUCAAUUGAUUAUUGCUCAACAUGUAGGAACUCAUAAUGAUGUAAGAGAUCAAGAACGAAAACGUGAUCGUCAAGUUUUACUUUUAUUAGUUGUUCAAGUAGUUGUAUUUAUUAUUACGAUUAUUCCAUUGAUGACUUCACAUUUUUAUAAUGCUACAACACUUAAUAUUAAAAAUAGAUCAAUUGAACGAAUUACAAUUGAACGAUUUGCUGCAUAUUUAUCAUCAUUAAGUGUUUAUUUAUUUCCUACUUUAUCAUUUUAUUUAUAUACAAUGACUUCGAGUAUGUUUCGUAAUGAAUUAAAGAAAUUAAUGCGAUUUAUAUUACGAUGUAAUUGUUUACGUGCUAAUGCUCGUAUUGAACCGAUUGUACACAAUAUUAAACAGAGACCAAUUACUAGACAUUAA